Molecule: messenger RNA, 398 nt
Organism: Rattus rattus (black rat)
Lineage: Eukaryota; Metazoa; Chordata; Mammalia; Rodentia; Muridae
Product: eukaryotic translation initiation factor 1-like
Exons: 1
Coding region: 1-348 (115 amino acids)
Biological process (GO): translational initiation
Cellular component (GO): eukaryotic 43S preinitiation complex
Molecular function (GO): RNA binding; ribosomal small subunit binding; translation initiation factor activity
Source: RefSeq, a predicted model, not a curated record
AUGCGGCUGUCUCAUGUGUCCGCUAUCCAGAACCUCCACUCUUUCGACACCUUUGCUGAUGCAAGUAAGGGUGAUGACCGGCUUCCUGCUGGCACCGAGGAUUAUAUCCGUAUAAGAAUUCAACAGAGAAACAGCAGGAAGACCCUUACAACUGUCCAAGGGAUCACUGAUGAUUACGAUAAAAAGAAACUAGUGAAAGCGUUUAAGAAGAAAUUUGCCUGCAAUGGUGCUGUAAUUGACCCUCCAGACUAUAUUCAGCUACAGGGUGGUCAGCGCAAGAACGUGUGUCAGUUCCUGAUAGAAACUGGACAGGCUAAGGAUGAUCAGCUGAAGGUUCAUGGGUUUUAAGUCCUUGUGGCUCUCUGAAGCUUAAGUGAGGAUUUCCUUGCAAUGAGGAG